ACCUAGUUGAUCAGACCGUGUUUUGUUACGGUUAAGUCUAAAAUUAGGGAGGCGCCCCAACAGCAAAUUACGCAACAGUCUAAACCUGCUCGUCUGAGUGUGAAUGGUGUCGGGGCUCAGGACCAUGGAGACCACAACUCCGCUGUUGUUGAUGUCAUGGAAGGUAUUUUUAGAUGUUGUUGUCAUGUUUCUGUAACAGCCGUUCAGUAUAAAGGACUCCUUCAAGAUGCAGCUGUACAACAGUGCGCUCACACACUACCCGAGGUCGUCUCACAAAGUUACCAUAACUUUACUGACUGGCUCUGAGCGACUGAACUCCUCUGACGCACCAAAACCAGGAUUUACGCACCAAAGCGCCACUUCUCCAAACACUGAUCCGGUGAGAGACUCUUCCGCAAACAUGCCUGCGUUUUCCUGCUACGAAGCUUCAUCAAUGAGGCCGGUUUACUUCACCUCCACUGCUGAGAUAUCCAUCCGCAGACCUGAUGGAGUGGAGAGGUCUGUGCCAGUCCAUGUCGUGAGGGAAACCAAGACCAAACCUCCCGUGUCUCCAAAUGGUGACAGUUUCCUGUGUGGUGACUCUGAUGUGAUUGAGGACUUGAUAGAUCAUCUGAGGAAUGGCAGGGAUGAGCUUUUCUCUGACUGCAAACAGCUGCUUCGAGAUCAAACACACCACAUCUGCAGAAAAGACAACAAGAGGGAGUUUGGGAAUUCAAGCGAGGAUGACACCGUUUCUCAAUCUCCUGUCAGAAGCAAUGGGUGGUCCUUACAUGAGGAGGAAGUAGUUCCCCUUAGAGAAGAUCGUCGUGCAGACCUCAUCCUGGAUGAUUUUAAGGAUCUGAGCAAUGGCAUGCCAGCAUCCGAUGAGAAACGGGGCUUUGAGCUCAGCGUCCUGCAGGACUCCCCUCCACAGAAGCACCCAGAAACAGGCAACAAAGUGACACGGUACCUGGCCGAAGUGGAGAAACAGAACAAGUAUCUCCAAGGGGAACACAAGUACAGGUACCACAUCAUUCCAGAUGGCAACUGCCUGUACAGGGCGGUGUGCAAAGCCACCUUCGGGGACCAGUCGAGGCACGGGGAGCUCAGGGAGCAGACGGUGCACCACAUCGCCGACCACCUGGAGGAGUUCAACCCCAUCAUCGAGGGAGAUGUCGGGGAGUUCCUCAUCAACGCGGCACAGGAGGGAGCGUGGGCCGGAUACCCCGAACUGCUCGCCAUGAGCCAGAUGCUGGACGUCAACAUGCACCUGACGACAGGGGGGAGUCUGGAGAGCCCCACCGUGUCCACCAUGGUGCACUAUCUCGGGGAGGAGGACGUGUCCAAAGUGUCCAUCUGGCUGAGUUGGCUGAGUAACGGGCACUACGACGUCCUGCUGGAUCAGAGUCUCCAAAACCCAGAGUACGAGGAGUGGUGCAGACUCUCUCAGAUGCAGAGGAAACGAGACGAGGAGCUGGCGAAGUCCAUGGCCGCCUCGCUGUCCAAAAUGUACAUUGAGCAAAAUGGAUGUGCGUGGAAGAGUUAAAGGACAGAUGAUCCUGCUUGGGUUCUACAUGCUUGAAAUUAUUUUUUUAUAAGGUUUAUAUCGGGGGAAAGGAAGUGCAGUGCACAUACUUUGGUUUUGUAUAAUGCCGACUUAUUGGCAGUGGUUUGAAAGUGUGUAUUUAUUGGCCUUUUGUUGGAAGACUGGAUAUUUUUCUAUCGUGUUUGUGCUUCGUAGACAGACAGAUCUAGUUUGCUUUGUGUCUCUAUAGCUACUGUUUAAUACUCUCUUUUGCACAAAAGUCACAUCAGACAAGUCCAGAGGGUUUGAGUUGUGCCUAUUGUUUCUAUUAUUCCAGUUUCUUUUUCUAGGCUUUUGACAAAAUAUCACAAAUAAAGUUUUGAGGAAACCUGA
Notothenia coriiceps (black rockcod) is the source of this 1897-nucleotide messenger RNA. RefSeq names its product OTU deubiquitinase 1 (gene otud1). The coding region runs from base 227 to 1525 and encodes 432 amino acids. The record is from RefSeq and is a predicted model, not a curated record. The transcript has a single exon. Gene Ontology annotation, molecular function: cysteine-type deubiquitinase activity. Gene Ontology annotation, biological process: protein K63-linked deubiquitination. NCBI's taxonomy places the organism in Eukaryota, Metazoa, Chordata, Actinopteri, Perciformes, Nototheniidae.